GCUCGUUUUGUGUAGUAUCUGGUUGAAUGGGUGGUCUGAUUGACUUCUAAUAGCGGUUUGUGGUUCGUUUGUUGCCAUGUGAGUGCACGUGCUGUGCUAUGACGCCGUCGGCGCCGUCGGUCUCGUCAGUAUCGUCGUCAUCGACCGUCACAAGUCAUAUGGAGUCGUCAGCUACACCUUGCUGAUGGAGCGCAUUCGACGGUAGACGAAGAUGUGCGGCGCGCGGGCUGCGGCACUGAUGGCUGCGCUCGCGGCGCUUUUAGCCGUCGGUGAGCCCGGGCAUGGAGCCGGCCUUGGGGGCGACGGCGCCGCCGAGGUAGACGAUGCCGAGCUGGACGCCGCCGAGCUGGCGGCAGCAGACGUACCGGCGUGGCGCGAACUAUGGCAGGCUUCUCUGGCUGCGCUACGUCGCGAGCCUUCCAUCAACACCACGCGGGAGGAGGUGCUCGCACCGGUCGGCGGCGUUGCCUUCCUGCACUGCCCCGUGCGGAACCUCGGCGAACGCGGCGUGUCGUGGGUGCGGCGUCGCGACUGGCACAUCCUCAGCUCCGGCCUACUCCUCUACACCAAUGACGAGCGAUUCCAGGUGCUGCACGGUGAGGGGUCCGACGAUUGGAUUUUGCAAAUCAAAUACGUUCAGAAACGCGACAACGGGACUUACGAAUGUCAGGUGGCGAGCGGCGGCGGAGGCACGCUGUCGCGGCGGGUGGAGCUGCGCGUGCUCGUGCCCGAGGCAUUCAUCCUGGGCGCUGAAGAGUAUCACGUGGACGCCGGAUCCGCCAUCAACCUCGUCUGCAUAAUUGAAAACAGUCCGGCGCCGCCGCAGUACGUGUUCUGGUACCACAACGCGCGUAUGAUCAACUACGAUGAGGCGCAAGGCGUGACCGUGAGUACGGCUCCGGGCGCCCGCACACAGUCGGCGCUGCGAGUGCACGCCGCGCGCCCCUCGCACGCCGGGAACUACUCCUGCCGCGCGCCCGGCGCCGACCCCGCCCAUAUCUACGUCUACGUCUCCGAAGGCAGUGACAAGAUGGCGGCGACGUUAAGCCGCAACGCAGCCGUCGCGCAAGGCCCUCCCGUUUCUGUCCUGCUGUAUGCCCUGCUGGCCAGCGCUGUACUGUCGGCGGGAGCGCUGGAGCGAACGUAGCGAGGCGCUCAGGUGUUGCACGACACCACCUCGCUCGUUGCAACCAUGAAAAUGCAAUAGGCGCUCUAG
Molecule: messenger RNA, 1216 nt
Organism: Papilio machaon (common yellow swallowtail)
Lineage: Eukaryota; Metazoa; Arthropoda; Insecta; Lepidoptera; Papilionidae
Product: zwei Ig domain protein zig-8-like
Exons: 7
Coding region: 212-1147 (311 amino acids)
Biological process (GO): synapse organization
Cellular component (GO): neuron projection membrane
Source: RefSeq, a predicted model, not a curated record